Messenger RNA from Enterobius vermicularis (human pinworm), 1098 nucleotides. The record is from the annotation of a GenBank genome assembly. NCBI's taxonomy places the organism in Eukaryota, Metazoa, Nematoda, Chromadorea, Rhabditida, Oxyuridae.
AUGUCUAAGUUUGAUCGUUUCGAAAAAAAGAUAGCAGAGUGUUUUGAAAAAAAGAAUUAUUAUGAAGCUCAUCAAGUGUACAGAACUUUAUAUUUUCGUCUCUCAUCCCGCGGUGAAUGGGACCAGCUUCAGAACCUUCUUCACACAGGGGUUAUGAAAUUAAUUGAAGUUAAUGAGCCAACAAGUGCUAUGGAUUUAGCAGAACUGUAUAUCGAAGUGCUAAUGCGAGGGCACAUUCCGGUUUCUCCCGAAGUUCUUGACAAGUUUCAACAGCUUUUCUCCUCUUUGCCGUCUUUACUGGAGAAGGACGCAGCCACUGAUGGGCAGAAAGUAGAUAGAAGAAGCUACUUUUUGUCUCAAGCAGUAAAGUGGUCAAUAAGUGUGAGCGAAAAGAGGCGGUAUAAGCAAAGAGGAGAUGCUCGUCUACACAGGUGUGUAGCAAAUGUUUUAUGGAAAGAAGGCAACUAUAGCGCAGCGAGAAGUCAUUUUAUGAUGUCGGAUGACCCUAAGGAUUUCGCCAAGUUUCUGGUUGACUUUCAGCUUAAACAUGGUCAUGAAGACGAGAAGGACCUGUUUAUUGUACAAGCAGUUUUGCAGCUGCUGUGUGGUAAGCAGCCGCGUACGGCCAGUAUAUUGCUUCAAGAAUAUUGCAAGGAGCAUCCAAACAUUAAUAGUAAACCUCCCUAUAACUUUCCUCUUCUGAAUUUCGCUCGUUAUGUUAUUCUUGCAAUUCGUUCUAAAAAGAUUGAAAUUUUUACCCGACUUUUGGAAGUGUACGAUUUGCAACGAGAUCCGUCUUUUAUUCGUUAUCUUGACAGGAUCGGCCAGAUAUACCUAUCGGUUCCUCCUCCCCAGAAGCAAACUGGAUUUUUUGGAAGUUUUCUCAAAGGCUUGGUAGGUGCUGGACAAAGUGAGGGAAACAGUGAAAGUGCAAAUGCAAAUGAGAUAAGUGAAGACGAACAGUUUGACGCUGAAACGGACGAAGAGAAAGAAGAAACGAGACAACUGAUGGUAACUGAAGAUGCACCCAAGUCAAGUAAACCCCCAGAAGAUCGGGUUGAUUCUUUACAAGCUUCUGAUGAUAUGGAAUUGGAUUAG